AUACGCCUAUUACGAAAAGCAGUCAUUUCCGCCUGGCAGACGAAACGUCUACGUUUUGAGAGACCGACCAAAAUGUCUCUCGGUGUUUUAUCUCCAAAUGUGAGCACUCCACCAAACAGCUGCCAAGGCAUACUUAUCGGUGAUAAAGUGUAUUCGGAGGUGUUUCUGGCCAUCGACAGCUCGACAAUACCCGAGGAGAGACUCGCCACGACCCCGUCCAUGCUGGAUGGCCUCGAACAUGAGACAGAGACCGAUCUUCGGAUCCUGGGCUGCGAGCUCAUCCAGUCCGCCGGGAUUCUUCUGCGUCUGCCACAGGUGGCGAUGGCGACAGGACAAGUCCUUUUUCAACGAUUCUUUUACUCGAAGUCGUUUAUCAAACACAACUAUGAUAUUGUUGCUAUGGCCUGUAUGAACUUGGCAUCAAAGAUUGAGGAAUCGCCAAGACGUGUGAGAGAUGUGAUCAACGUGUUCCACCAUUUGAAACAAGGAAAGUGCAAAAAGAGCACCCCUCUUGUUCUUGAUCAAAAUUAUAUUAAUACCAAGAACCAAGUGAUCAAAGCAGAGCGUCGUGUUCUCAAGGAGCUGGGCUUCUGUGUGCACGUCAAACACCCACAUAAGAUUGUAGUAAUGUACUUGCAAGUUCUUGAAUGUGAGAAGAACCAGAUGCUUGUUCAAACAGCAUGGAACUUCAUGAAUGAUGCCCUCAGAACUGAUGCAUUUGUGAAAUCUGAACCGGAGACCAUUGCAUGUGCCUGUAUCUACCUCGCCGCUCGAGUACUACAGAUUCCUCUUCCUUCUAGACCACACUGGUAUCUUCUGUUUGGCGCUACAAAAGAGGACAUCAAAGAUAUCUGUAUCAGCACAAUAAAGCUUUAUUCUAGGAAAAAGCCAAACAGUGAGCAGCUUGAAAAAGAGGUGGAAAAAAUGCGGCUGACUCUGGAGGAGGCUAGACUAAAAGCAAAGGGACAAAAUCCCAAUAGCACGCCAGCUCUCACUGGCAUUGGUAGCUUUUCCCCAGCAUCAAAACCUUCUUCUCCACGAGAUGUAAAGGUUGAAGAAAAAUCGCCAAACUCUAAACUAGUAAAGGAGUCCGAAACCAGACAGUUGUUUUCCAAAAGCCCCUUGAAUGGCAUUAAAAAGGAAGAGAGCAAAGUGUUUCAGAAUGGAAAGAACCACAGCCGGUCUCGAUCUCGCUCCCUGUCUCGUUCUCCACACAGACGUCGGAGAAGCCACUCGGGUACAUACAGCUCUCACAGCAGCCACAGCCCAUCUCCACGGCAACACAAAGGUCGCAGGGCAUCACCACUUACUCAGCUCAGGCCAGAGCACAGACCGAGUGAUUCAAGUCGGCAUAGUAACAAAAGGAGGAGAUCACGGAGCCGGUCUCGCAGUAAUUCCCCCGAACGAGUCCGUGAACGUGACUAUGUGAAAAAUAAGCCUGAUCGUGGUCACCACUGGGACCAUCGUGAGCGUGACCGUUCACGCGAUCACGGCCGAAGCAAACACGAGAGCAGUUCACAUUCUGGACACAGACACAGGAGAUGAGGCACCCAACACUGCUACAAGAAAUGAAGAAAACUAUGAUGGCAUUGGACAACAAGACUAAACUUUAGAUUGGGGAAAAAUGCUGGCUUCAAACAGUGAUUUUCCUGAAUUCUGGUUAUCUUGUUAGGAAGUGGAUGUUCUCUCGAUAAUGAAUUGUUCUUGCUUCUGAGUUCAGUUAGGCAAGGUAGUGGUAAAUUUGUAUGUAUUUGCCAAUUGCAUUUUACCUGGACUUGAAAGUGAAUAAACUGUUAAACGUCCUCCUAUAUCAGGGAUCACAUUUGCACAGAGUAAGGAGCUUAAGAGAUCUGUGUGUUAAUUUACAAAUAAUGCACAACUAUGUGUUUGUUUGUGCACUGUGUGUAUAUAUAUAUAUAUAUAUAUAUAUAUAUAUAUAUAUAUAUAUAUAUAUAUAUAUAUAUAUAUAUAGCUUAUUUUUAUGUCAGAAAUGGAAGACAUUGUAUUUCUAUACAAAAUAAAACAGCUGGUUAUAACUUCCAGAAUUUGUGAAGUUUAUGCCUGUUGCAUGUAUUAAAUGAUUUGUUCAAAAAUGUAGAUGUUGUUCAGAAUCAAAAGGGUUAGUUCACUCAAAAAUGUAAAUUCUCAUUUACUCGUACUGCCAUAUAAGAUGGCUUUCUUCUGCUGAACAUAAACGAAGAUUUAAAAAAAAGAAUAUCUUAUAUUUGUUGGUCAAUUCAAUGCAAGUGAAUGGUGACCAGGCCUUUGAAGCUCCAAAAAGCCAAAAAUAAUAAACAGUCCAUCAAACUCCAGUGGUUAAAUCAAUAUCUUCUGAAGUGAUCCAGUUGGUUUUGGGUAAGAACAGGCCAAAAUGAAACUUUUUCACUGUAUAUCUUGACAACAGUCUCCUUGGCGAUCAUGAUUUCAAGCUCGAUUACUCAUCCUAUAGUGCCAUCUAGCGCUCUGUGCAUGCUUCAAGCACUAGAACGUGCAGUCGAGCUUGAAAUCAUGAUUGUGCUUAGAGACUGCAAUGGCAAGAUAUACAGUGAAAAAGGAGUUAUAUUUUGAUAUAAUGACUGGAUCGCUUCAGAGGACAUUGAUUAAAGCCUAUACUAUCAGGGGUGUCAAACUCAGUUCCUGGAGAGCCACAGUCCAGCAGAAUUUAGCUCCAACCCUAAUUAAACACACCUGAAGCAGCUAAUCAAGGUCUUCAGGAGUGCUUGAAGAUUACGAGGCAUUUUGGAGCAGGGCUGUGGCCCUCCAGCAACUGAGUUUGACACAUAUAGUUUCAUAUUGCAUAUGUAAUUAUGAAUAGAUUUGUCAUGUCAGGUACACAAUUUUUAACACAAUUCACAACACUGGAUCCUAAAAUUCAAUAUAAAAUCCCCACAUCUUAAGGUUUAAGUGCUUGUACUAUGUAAAAAGUGCAGUGUAGCUGGCUGAAUGUGACAUUGUCUGAUUUACCUCUUUGCUCGUGGGGAAAAUGAACAUUCACAGUCCGAACUUGACGAAUUCUCCAACUUUAGGUGAUCAGACAUUUGUAGCACCUAAAAUCACAAAGGAAACAUAAAAGUAAUCUGU
This is a messenger RNA of Myxocyprinus asiaticus (Chinese sucker), 3081 nucleotides long. Its product is annotated as cyclin-L1-like. Bases 73 to 1545 code for a protein of 490 amino acids. Gene Ontology annotation, molecular function: cyclin-dependent protein serine/threonine kinase regulator activity. Lineage: Eukaryota; Metazoa; Chordata; Actinopteri; Cypriniformes; Catostomidae. The record is from RefSeq and is a predicted model, not a curated record. Gene Ontology annotation, cellular component: nucleus. The transcript has 11 exons. Gene Ontology annotation, biological process: regulation of transcription by RNA polymerase II.